AUGGCUGCAGUUAAGCCCCAUAGUCUGCAUAGCCUGGGACCGGUCCACCCUCCCAAAGUGGAGACAAGGGCCAUCAAACCCUCGAUCGCGAGACAUGUCAACAUCCGCGUCAACGAUCCGCUUGAUCAUGACGCACCGGCCAUUCUACACGAACCUCGCAGCUAUUCCGCCGUUGAGGCAAAGCAGUCGGCCGUCGUCUUGGUUAGUGGAGCUGGGGGCGGGGUCAGCGGGCCCAGCGGUAUCUACCCAUCUCUGGGGGACAAGAUCGCCCUUCUACUUGGCAUCCCCUGCAUCCGACUUGACUACCGCCAACCUGCGAGGACGGAGUACUGUUCCGCCGACAUCGUAGCCUCUUUCACCUACCUGCGCGAGCACUUCAAUUCGUCGGGCUUCGUCCUCGUCGGCUGGUCCUUUGGCGGGAGUCCCUGUUUCACCGUCGCCGCGAAUGAGCUCAAUCGCGUCCGCGGCGUGGCUACCGUGGCCUCACAGUCCGCAAAUACGGAGGGGAUAAAAAAAGUGAGUCCGCGACCGGUGCUCUUGCUGCAUGGGACCGAUGAUAAGGUGCUCUCGCCGACGUGCUCGGAGACACUGUAUAGGGAGUAUGGGAGUACGGGUCCGAGGGAGUUGAAGCUGCUCCCCGGGGAUGACCAUGGACUCACGAAACAUGCGACUGAAGUGGAAAAGAUAAUCUUUGAGUUUGCUGCUAAGACGCUUGGCUUUGAGAAGCUCUUGAACCAGACAACGACCCUAAAGCAAGCGGAAGAGGAUCUGGUUGAGAGUCGGGAUGAGAGGAUUAGAGAGAUGGUUGAAGGGCAUGAUCUUGAGGGUGGGGAGAGGCUUCAGUAG
Aspergillus viridinutans is the source of this 846-nucleotide messenger RNA. RefSeq lists its product as uncharacterized. NCBI's taxonomy places the organism in Eukaryota, Fungi, Ascomycota, Eurotiomycetes, Eurotiales, Aspergillaceae. The transcript has 2 exons. The record is from RefSeq and is a predicted model, not a curated record. Bases 1 to 846 code for a protein of 281 amino acids.